Messenger RNA from Mauremys reevesii (Reeves's turtle), 1085 nucleotides. Its product is annotated as C-type lectin domain family 4 member F-like. The transcript has 6 exons. The record is from RefSeq and is a predicted model, not a curated record. The coding region runs from base 168 to 845 and encodes 225 amino acids. Lineage: Eukaryota; Metazoa; Chordata; Testudines; Geoemydidae.
GCUCUGUUCUGUCUCCUUGCUACUCAAUUCUCCCUCGCUGCUCAAUUCUCCCAUCUCUGUGGAGCUCUGUUCUUUCUCCUUGCUGCUCAAUUCUCCCUCGCUGCUCAAUUCUCCCAUCUCCUCCCUGUGUAUCAUUGCCUGAAAAGGGGACGGCCAAAGAUUUGGCCAUGAAGAGCCAUCCGUACCCAGACAUGCAUCAUGGCAUUCGGGUACCGCCUCAAGCGGCAUGGGAGGCAAGAUCCGAGGAUCUCGGGGCACAGAGCAAGCUGCAAGCGGUUGAAGAAGCGGUGCAGAAGCUCCAAGUCUCUCUGCAGCCUGACAACGCCUCGGACGCAUCAGCAAAGGGAUCAGACACUCUGCAGCUAUUGGAUGAAGCGCAGGCAGGAGUCCAGAAGCUGAAAGCCCAGCUGGGUUACCUACUGACAAAGCUCUCCAGGGGCUGGACGUUUUUCAAUGGGAACCUCUAUUACUUUUCACAAGAAAGGAAGCCGUGGGAUGAGGCCGAGCAGUUCUGUGUGUCUCAGGACUCGCACCUGACCUCUGUCUCCUCCCAGGCGGAACAGGAGUUUCUCUCCAACGAGACCAAGGGAGAAGCUCACUGGAUUGGACUCACCGACCGGGAGACAGAGGGCAGCUGGCACUGGGUGGAUGGCACAGAAUACAGAGCAGACGCAAGCAGGGGGUUCUGGGCGGAGAAUCAGCCAGACAACUGGGAUCAGGGGAUUGGAGGCAGAGAAGACUGUGUUCACAUCAAUCCAAUCAACCGGAAUUUGUGGAAUGAUAUCAACUGCACUGAGCCUUUCAGGUGGAUUUGUAAGCAGGCCCAUGGACCAGCUGGGAUGUGACAUGCAGGUCCCAGCACCUCAGAAAGCCACCUUAAUUUUCUAGCUAGAAUAUUUCCCAGCCACCUGCCGAUGAGGCGCCCUGGGCACUGGAGGGGGCCGCAUGGGAUGUGCAUCGUAGGGACGCUUUGUCUUGCUGUGAUAUUUCUGCUUGUGGCAGCAACAGCUGCCCUUAUGCCACUCAGUGUGGCUGGCUCUGUAAUUUGUAUGUUUCCAGGUCUGUCACUGAAUAACAUCCUUGGA